Molecule: messenger RNA, 3191 nt
Organism: Chironomus riparius
Lineage: Eukaryota; Metazoa; Arthropoda; Insecta; Diptera; Chironomidae
Source: the annotation of a GenBank genome assembly
CCCCCUCCCCCCCUAGUGCGUUACGUAAUAAGUGAACGAACCCGGAGAGAAUAAGCUUAAAGUAAAAAUUUCUCUUGAACGGUGUACAUCGGCUUUAUAAAAAAUAAUGAAUUAGCAUUAAAUAUUUGAUUAAUCACAAUUAAUUAUCAAACACGCGUUUGUCAAUACGGGAAACUCAAAGAAUUUAUUAAGGAAAAAUUUAAACUAUCAGAAUCAACAAAAUGAAUGUGACAAGCUUUUGUCCUAAGAAUAUUAGUUUCUACGAUAUAUGGGUUGAUCAUUCAGUAAAUCACUGUUUCUUCGAUACCUUUACAAGUUCGUUGGUUGCUGCAUACAUCUUACUGCUUGGAUUUGCUCAAAUAAUCAUUUAUCGCAAAUAUGCUACACAAAUUGACAGUCGUCGACUUAGAGUCUCCUUCUUCUUUGUCAUUCAAAUAAUGUUGAUGGUAAUUAUGCCUAUUAUGGCUAUUGUCCGAUUGAUUCUGAGAUGGAAAGUCUACGAAUCACAUGAGGUUUAUGGAUUUAUGAUUCUGUACACUGCGUUAACAAUCUAUGCGUAUACUUUCGGAAUUUGUCUAAUUAUGAAAGAACGACAUUAUCAACUUCCUUCAACUCCAACACGAGCCCACAGCAUGAUCCUCUUAAUAUUCUUUACAUUGCUUUUUGUUUGCGAAAAUGCCGCACUUAUCAACCUUGACUCUGACAGUUGGUGGUUUGCACUUAAAAACAAAACUGAUAGAUAUGAAUUAGGAUUUUUUGUGACACGUUAUGUCAGUACUCUACUUCUUUUCGUUUUGGGAAUUAGCGCACCUGGAAUUAGACAGUCUGAUGACGAUGAAGCUCCACUCUUUGAAGAACUUACUCAGCAAAAUGAUGAAAAUGCGUCAACAUUCAGGAAUGCAUACAAGAAAAUGAGUAAAUUAAUGCCAUUUUUGUGGCCUAGAAAGGAUUUCUUGCUUCAGUCGCGCGUCAUCAUCUGUUUUGUUCUUUUGAUUGCCGGUCGUGUCAUCAACUUAUAUGUUCCUAUAUACAACAAGAGGAUUGUGGAUGCUCUGUCAUCUCCAACUCCUAUAUUCGCCUGGCAAUUAAUCUCAGUUUAUGUUGGAAUGAAAUUCUUACAAGGUGGCGGAACUGGAAGUAUGGGAGUGCUUAAUAAUUUGAGAAGUUUUUUGUGGAUUAAAAUUCAACAAUUUACAACAAAGAGUGUUCAGGUAGAAUUGUUUAGACAUCUUCAUUCGUUAUCUUUGAGAUGGCAUCUUGGACGUAAAACUGGUGAAGUUUUAAGAGUUAUGGACAGAGGAACUGACAGUAUCAACAAUUUGCUCAAUUAUAUUCUUUUCUCUAUUGCUCCAACAAUUGUCGAUAUUCUGGUUGCUGUAAUUUUCUUCAUGACGGCUUUUAAUUGGAUGUUUGGUGCUAUCGUAUUAGUCACAAUGGUUCUUUAUAUCGCAAUGACAAUUGCAAUCACUGAAUGGCGAACAAAGUUCCAAAGACGUAUGAAUCUCGCAGACAAUGCUACACGUGCAAGAUCAGUUGACUCAUUAUUGAAUUUUGAGACUGUUAAAUAUUAUGGACAAGAAAAGUAUGAGAUUCAGUGCUAUGAAGAUGCAAUUCUAGACUAUCAGAAGGAAGAAUUUCAGUCAAUGUUUACACUUAAUUUAUUAAAUACAGCACAAAAUAUCGUUGUUUGUAUUGGAUUACUUCUCGGAUCUUUACUUUGUGCAUAUUUUGUUGUUCAUGAAGACGACCACAAAAGACUGACUGUCGGUGACUACGUUCUAUUUGCGACUUAUAUCAUUCAGCUUUAUGUUCCAUUAAAUUGGUUUGGAACCUUCUAUAGACAAAUUCAAAAGAAUUUCGUUGACAUGGAAAAUAUGUUGGAACUAAUGAAAGAAGAUCAAGAAGUAAUUGAUGCACCUAGCGCUCCUGAUUUAGUAUGCAGUCGUGGUGGAAUUGACUUUUCAAAUGUCACUUUUGGCUAUUCUAAAGAAAAGAUAAUUCUCAAAAAUGUGUCUUUCAAUAUCGGACCAGGAAAAAUUGUGGCUCUUGUUGGACCAUCGGGUGCUGGUAAAAGUACAAUAAUGAGACUGUUGUUUAGAUUUUAUGACGUAAAUGGUGGAUCAAUUCUUAUUGAUGGUCAAAAUAUUAAGACUGUUACACAGUCAAGCUUACGAAAGUCAAUUGGAGUCGUGCCUCAAGACACAGUCUUGUUUAAUCAAACUAUCAAGUAUAACAUUAAGUACGGAAGAAUCACAGCAGAUGAACAUGAUGUCAUUACAGCAGCAAGAAGUGCAGAUAUUCACGAAAAAAUUCUCACAUUCCCUCAACAAUACGAGACUCAAGUUGGUGAAAGAGGUUUAAGGUUGUCUGGUGGUGAAAAACAGCGAGUUGCUAUUGCCAGAACAAUAUUGAAGGCACCACAAAUUGUAUUGUUAGAUGAAGCAACAUCAGCAUUAGAUACAACCACAGAACGAAACAUUCAAUCUGCUUUAGCUCGAGUUUGUAGCAAUAAGACAACCUUAAUUAUAGCUCAUCGAUUGUCAACAAUUAUCCAUGCUGAUGAGAUUUUAGUCAUGAAUGAUGGACAAAUUGUAGAGCGAGGAAAGCACGAACAAUUAUUGGAAGAAAAUGGACUUUAUGCUGAAAUGUGGAAUCAACAGCUGAAGAAUUUAGAAGGAGAAAAGUUAAGGGACGAAAAGGCAGAAGAAGAAGAAAAAAAGAACAAUGUUCCAACGACUGCUGCAUUCCAUCAUCAUCAUCAUCACCACUAAGGGAUUAAGGGAUAUAUUUAAAUAUUAAGUCAGAAGGUGAUUGAAUAAGCAUAACUUUUAUUUUCUUAUAUUCAAAAUUAUAGCUGUGAAUAAAUGUCACUAGGACUUUUUUUUUUGAUUUCCUUGCAUCAAUAAACAUUCAAUUAUAUAUUUUAUUAAUGAAUGUCAAGUAUGAAAAGCAUAAGUAGAUAUUUUGUGUCGGUUCCUCGUAAAACUUUAAUCAUAUUUUACUUACAAGCUAAUACAUACACAAUCAUCAAAGUUAAAUCUUAUUAAGGAAUACAAUUCGAUUAGUUUAAGUUGUGAAUGACUUGUGCCAAACCUUGCUUCAUCUGUUGAUCAAAGACUUUUGCAGGUAUGCCUCCAGUGUGUCUGAGUUCGUGCCUUCGAUGAUCACUAUGAUGAAUGAAUGUUCGUUCA